This is a messenger RNA of Patiria miniata (bat star), 1569 nucleotides long. RefSeq lists its product as uncharacterized. The transcript has a single exon. The record is from RefSeq and is a predicted model, not a curated record. The coding region runs from base 99 to 1040 and encodes 313 amino acids. Lineage: Eukaryota; Metazoa; Echinodermata; Asteroidea; Valvatida; Asterinidae.
AACCUCAACUAUGCUCCAAUGAUUAUGUAAACGAGUUACAUAAUCAUGUAGAUUCCAACUAAAUAUUCAAAGGUCUUUUAUUUUCCGUUUGCAAACUUAUGGUUGACAUAUUUUCCUCUAGGAAGAUGGCAACUUCUGAGAAGGCCCCCUCGUCUGAACAGCAGGUCCGACUCAUAACAUGGUACAUACCCCGCUCUACUUCCACCGUUCUGUCCAGAUGCCUUAGCUCCGUCGUAGACACGAAGGUUUUCCUGGAAAUGUUUGGAAACGUCUCGCUACUGCAUGCGGAGAAAACAGAAGACGGAGCACCUAACGUCUCUAAAACCGAGCAGGGCUUGAACGCAUUCAUGGAGGAAGCCUCGAAGGUGACAGGCAUAUCGGCAGGGAUUGAUGCGUCCCAGGGCACCUACCAAUGGGUCAAGGAGCAAUUUGAAGAAGCCCAUCCUGGCAAGAGGUUCAUCUUCGCCAAGGAUGUAGCAUAUGCCAUCACGGGCCACCUGGAGUGCAUCCCAAAGGGUUACCGUCACCUCUUCCUCAUCCGUCACCCCCUUAAAGUCUUCGUGUCUAUGAAGAAGUUGCUCCUGCAGUCAUUGAAGGAUGUGUCUCCGGAGGAGGUACGCCUAGAUGAGAUGCCUCUGAACUACCUCCCGAAAGGUUUCGGCUACAAGGAGACCUUGGAGCUGUUUGAGCACAUCAAGAAGGAGAUCGACCCAGAAGCGAUGAUCGUCGACUCUGAUGACCUUCUUCAAGAUCCUAAAGGAAUCCUGUCAGCAGUCCUCAAAGACAUCGGGCUGCCCUUUGAUGAGAAGAUGCUACACUGGGAGUCUGGGGAUACAGUCAACAAGGAUUGGGUCAUACCUCGUGAGAUGUUACAAGCAAACACUAUGGCAAAUUUCUACAAGAAUGCACUGGAUAGUACCAGCUUUCUGAAGCCAAAGGCUCUUCCGGAUCGCGCAUCCAUUGCCCCUGACAUCCUUCGUGUAGUAGAUGCCUCCAUGCCGUACUACGAGAAAAUGUACAGCCAGCGCUUAUCGGCAUAGUCUUUGAUAAUGACGAAGGGGCCUUUUAAGAGAUAACAACACAAUAAGCCCAGAGCUGAUCCCACAGCUCAUACUAAAUUGUAUUCACUUGAUGCAGAAUGAUUAAGAAGUUUGUAUAGUACAAGCUGAAGCACUAAAGUAACGAUGAUUGUACUUCUUAUGGGAAGCGUCUUUUAGGAGGCACCGUAUUUGGAACAUUGCCCAACUUCUUUUAUGAAUGUAUAACGUGCGGUGUAUGUACACGCGAAAUCGUCCUUUUCCAGUCUGUACACGGCAAAGUGUGAGUAUCGUGUAGAUCGAUUUGUGCACGAAAACUAACCUUUUUACUUAGGAAGACCAGAUUUUGUAAUUGAUGUACACUCAUUUCAUUGUGUAUAUCCCUGUCACUAUAAUGGUGAAAGUUUCAGUUUUUAGUAUGUCACUAAAAGGAGUGAUGUAGAGGUGAAUUUGUACCAUCUUAAUCCGAAAAGUUUCACGUGCUGAUCAUGUAGCUCUAAACUGUUUCGCGUUUACUUGGCGGCUGCUUUAU